Molecule: messenger RNA, 643 nt
Organism: Lymnaea stagnalis (great pond snail)
Lineage: Eukaryota; Metazoa; Mollusca; Gastropoda; Lymnaeidae
Source: the annotation of a GenBank genome assembly
UUGAAAUCUCUGUGGGAACAACAGGAUUUUCUGGAUUACGAAGUUAAAGUUGAAGAUGAGACCUUUAAAUGCCAUCGGUUGAUUCUGGCGACAUGUUCUCCCUUUUUCAACGCACUAUUUAGAUCCAACUGGAAAGAAACAACCGAUAAAGUCACAACUCUAAAUGAUAUGUCCUCCGCAACAUUCAAGCUGAUUCUUACAGCCAUCUACACGGGAAGUGACGUGCUGACGGAUGAGAAUGUGGUUGACGUGUGGAAGGCCGCGCACAUGCUUCAGAUUGAUUUCAUGAUAAAACAUUGUGAAAAAAAGAUUGUCCAAGGACUGACUUUAGACAACUUUAAAAUGAUGUAUGCACUAGCUAAAUUACUGGAAUCAAAACCCGUUGUAAAUGGUGUAGUAGAACUUAUAAUUCGAAACUUUGACAGUGUAAGACAUUCUAAGACUUUUUGGCUACUUUCCCCUGAUGAAAUGUUAACAGUAGUGAAAAGCAAUGAGAUUGUUGUCUUCUCUGUAGAUAAUGUCUUGGACGCCAUUUUAAAAUGGGUUGACGACUGCAAGGACGUUGAUGUAUGGGGCACGGACAAUGAUGGAGCGAAGCCUCAAAGCCAUGUAACUGGGGAGCACGUUAGUAAUGAAUGCACGG